Molecule: messenger RNA, 3481 nt
Organism: Vidua macroura (Pin-tailed whydah)
Lineage: Eukaryota; Metazoa; Chordata; Aves; Passeriformes; Viduidae
Gene: CACNG5
Product: calcium voltage-gated channel auxiliary subunit gamma 5
Exons: 7
Coding region: 447-1286 (279 amino acids)
Biological process (GO): neurotransmitter receptor internalization; regulation of AMPA receptor activity; transmission of nerve impulse
Cellular component (GO): AMPA glutamate receptor complex; postsynaptic density membrane
Molecular function (GO): voltage-gated calcium channel activity; channel regulator activity
Source: RefSeq, a predicted model, not a curated record
GCUCUCCCGGCGCGGCGCGGAGCGGAGCGGAGCAUCCCCGGGGCCGCCGGCCGCGUCCCGCCGCGGAGCAGCUCCCGCGGGGCCGGGCAGGAGCUGCCAGCACGUGGAUGCAGAGACCUGCCUGCCAUCUGCCUGGCCCUGUGUCCCAGCACCCUGCAGCCCUCCUGUGGGUCAGUCAGAGGGGGAGAGCUGAGGCUGUGCCCUCCCUUCCCUGUUUCCAAAGCCAUCCCACUCCCAGCUCCUCCCAGACCAUCCAGCAGCUGAAGCCUCCAGUGAGGACCCUCAUCCUUGCAGCUGAUCUGCCAGAACUGCUCUUCCCACCUUCAGCCCCAUCACAGGUUCUCCACUUGCCAAAGCAUUGCUUCAGCUGGGGUUAACAGAGGGCAGAGCUUUGCAGGCUCCGUGCCGGGCGCUCCUCCCGUCCCGCGCAGCCGCGGCCGCCGCCGAUGCUGUUGGCGAUGAGCGCCUGCAGCAGGAAGGCGCUGACCCUGCUCAGCAGCGUGUUCGCCGUCUGCGGCCUCGGCCUCCUGGGCAUCUCCGUCAGCACCGACUACUGGCUCUACCUGGAGGAGGGCAUCGUCCAGCCCCAAAACCAGACGGCCGAGAUCAAGCUCUCGCUGCACUCGGGGCUCUGGAGGGUCUGCUUUCUGGCAGGUGAGGAGCGUGGCCGGUGCUUCACCAUCGAAUACGUCAUGCCCAUGAACAUCCAGCUGACAUCUGAAUCCACAAUCAAUGUCCUGAAGAUGAUCCGCUCUGCCACCCCCUUCCCUCUGGUCAGCCUCUUCUUCAUGUUCAUCGGCUUCAUCCUGAGCAAUAUCGGCCACAUCCGGCCUCACAGGACCAUCCUCGCCUUCGUCUCGGGGAUAUUCUUCAUCCUCUCAGGUCUGUCACUGGUGGUGGGGCUGGUCCUCUACAUAUCCAGCAUUAAUGAUGAGAUGCUCAACAGGACCAAGGACUCGGAGUCAUUCUUCAAUUACAAAUAUGGGUGGUCCUUUGCCUUCUCUGCCAUCUCGUUCCUCCUCACAGAGAGUGCCGGGGUGAUGUCUGUGUACCUGUUCAUGAAGCGCUACACGGCCGAGGACCUCUACAGACCCCACCCCGGCUUCUACCGGCCCCGCCUGAGCAACUGCUCUGACUACUCGGGGCAGUUCCUGCACCCGGACGCGUGGGCGCGGGGCCGCAGCCCCUCGGACAUCUCCAGCGAGGCGUCCCUGCAGAUGAACAGUAACUACCCAGCCCUGCUCAAGUGCCCCGACUACGACCAGAUGUCCUCGUCCCCGUGCUGAGCCCCGCGGCCCCGCGCCCGCUCCGGUGGUCGCCGCGCCCCGACUCCGUUUGUCAUUUUUUUAGGCCGCUCUUUCUGGCCAAUUCUCUAUUUAUAGGAGCGUAAAUAUAACCAGAGAGAUUGGUUAUAUAACCAAUAGUGUAACCUAGAGAAUUGGGAUGUUUCCCUUUCUUUGUUUUUUGGGUUGUUUUAUUCCUCCCCGCAUAACUAAGAAUCUCUCCAAAGUCCUCCUCUCAUAGCUCAUCCCGCUGAGCAAACAGCAGUUCUGCCUGGGGGAUAAAUCCAGGGCUGGACUCGAGAGCAGGAAAAAGAAAAUAGAGUAGAACUAAGGAAAAAAAAGGUGUAUUUUUUUGGUGUAGGUAGGUAGGCUGAUAAAGUUUGUGCAUUUGACUGUAUCAUUGAAUUCUAUAUUUACUGGCCUGAGCGCCAGCAGGCAUAAAAGAUUUGUGUAACUUUCCAAGAAACAACCAGCAUUAGAAAAAUACAAAUUUUGUCUUGACUGAACACUUACUGGUUGGUAUCUCUCACUGCUGGAAUGGGAAAUAGCCAUCCUUCCAUGAGACCUCAGCAGGCCUGGACACCAGCAGGUUGUUGCUCCUCUAUGGCCCCUUGCAAACUAUUGCUUAAAUAUCCCAUGUUAGACUGGAGGCACUCUGGGGAGCUGGACUGGAGGGAUGGCUCCAGCACCCAAAUUUCCUCUGCUGUCCUAUAGACAAGAAGCCUGAAGCAUAAAUGGGAGAAUUUCAAUGCAGCAUCAGGUGGAAAACAACCUAAACCUUUCCCAUGGGAAACACCAGGUGCAGGAUUUAGAGGAAAGAAGUUAUUUAAGUGAGAGGCAGGACCCCAAACUGGUGUCAAGUGAUGUAGCUGAGAUCAUUGGUACAAGUCCACUGCAGAAAAGUAGUUGGCUUAUUUUACAUUUUGGCAAGAAAAUUGUAUUUUCAUUGCUUUUUUUUUUUUUUUUUUUUUUUUUUUUUUGUGUGUGUGUGUGUGUGUGUGUUUAUUUUGAGGUUUUAGUUUUGAAAAUUCCAUUUGAUGCUUUGGCAUUUUGGCCUUAGCCAGCUGCCAGGGGAAAACACCACUGCCACUGGUGGAAAACAAAGGGCACGGAAGGAAAAGGCUGUGAUCCCUCCAGCGAGCCCCAGCUUGUCACCUUGCAGGAGAAAGAGCUUUGCCCAAACUUUAUUUCUGUUCUUGUUAUUUUAAACCUUCCUGAAAAUUUCUGUUCUGCAAAACAAAACUGUCUGGGGAUUCUUGGUAUGUUUGAGCUUGUUUUGUCUUACUGUUAAUUAAAAGAAAUAGAAUAUAUGCAGUUUUAACCUCAUUUGUAGCACACUGCGUUAUGAAUGUUGGACCUCUUGGUUGUUAUUAUUUAAUAUUAUUAUUUAUUAUUUGCUAUUAAAUAUUUAUUCUUUAGAAACUCCUCCAAAGUAGGGGUCAAGUCCUGGUGCAGCACCACUGUUUGCAUCCAUUACAGCACCUGUUCCACAGGACAUCACUGCAGGAGUGUAUCCAGCCAGCUCUGGAACAGGAUUACUCCUCUCCACUUCCUCCAGAGAAGCAAGUAAUGCAUAUUUAGUGUAUAUCUGGGUAGAUUCCUAAUUUGCAAAGUUUUAAAAUCAGGGCAUCUUUUUGUAGACACAGUUCUAUUCACCCUCAGUUUCUGUAUGACCCUCAAGCAUUUUUGUGUUCUCAGUUAAGCCCCAGUUUUUAAGUGCUACGUGACAGCUUGGCUGCUGGGAAGGUUCAAGCACUGAAGCACAACGCGGCCCCACCCUCCAGGAACAAAUCUGCUGGUCCUCAACUGCCCCCAGCCUGACAAACCAUCAGUUCGCCAUCAGGAUCCCCAUACUCAGUGUGAAUUUGGCUCCAAAAAACCAACUGGAGUUUACAAGCAAUCAUUUUGAAUUUCCCAGGGGCUGAUCUGGUUUGCUGGGCUUGAUGCUGGUGAUUUUUGGUGGCUCAAAGGCUGUUGCCUUUGCAUGUUACUCUUGAUGGGUGCUGAUAUUCUCGGUUCAUGGGAGGGAGAUGUUCAGGAUCACCAAAACUGCUGAUGGCCAGAGCCACAAGGGCUCUCCCAUGGCCACGUUCCUCACACUGGGGAGUCAUCCUGUGGUUAAUCCUGUGCAGCAUCACGAGAUGUCCCUGUCCCCGAGUGGAAUUUUCCUUUGCACUGAUUAAAUACAGAAUUAUUCA